Messenger RNA from Chroicocephalus ridibundus (black-headed gull), 3333 nucleotides. It is a transcript of the gene ARID3C, whose product is annotated as AT-rich interaction domain 3C. Gene Ontology annotation, molecular function: DNA binding. NCBI's taxonomy places the organism in Eukaryota, Metazoa, Chordata, Aves, Charadriiformes, Laridae. The coding region runs from base 120 to 1514 and encodes 464 amino acids. The record is from RefSeq and is a predicted model, not a curated record. Gene Ontology annotation, biological process: regulation of transcription by RNA polymerase II. The transcript is spliced from 8 exons. Gene Ontology annotation, cellular component: nucleus.
UAAAAGAAAUAUCGGCGGGCGCGGCGCCAUGUGAGCGGCGGGCCGGGACCGGGCGGAGCAGCCGGCCGUGCCCCCCGGGACGGCGGGGCGAGCCCCGGGCGGCGCUCGGAGCCGGCGGCAUGGUGGAAAACCCCAGCCUGGCGGCCAAACCCGCCCUGCCGGCCGCCCCGCCGCGGGGGCCGGGGGCGGCGGGGGGGCUGCGCUUGGCGGCGGUGAUGGAGAGCCUGCAGCGGCAGCAGGCGGCCCGCCUGGCCCGCGGCCCCGACGGCGCUCCCCGACGGCCCCCGGCCGAGCCCGGCCCCGGCCCCGGGCCACCCCCCGCCGCUCCUCGCCGCCGCCCGGCCCCCGGCCCGCGCCCGCCGCCCGCCACGGCGGAGGAGGAGGAGGAGGCAGAGGAGGAGGAGGAGGAGGAGGAAGAGGAGGAGGAGGAGGAAGAAGGGGAGCCCCGCGACCCGCCGCCCCCCCCGCACCACGAGUGGACCUACGAGGAGCAGUUCAAGCAGCUCUAUGAACUGGACGAGGACCCGAAACGCAAGGAAUUCCUGGACGACCUCUUCGGUUUCAUGCAGAAGAGAGGUAAAGGGACGCCCGUGAACCGCAUCCCCAUCAUGGCCAAGCAAGUGCUGGACCUGUACACGCUGUACCGACUGGUGACGGACAAGGGUGGCCUGGUCGAAGUCAUCAACAAGAAGAUCUGGCGGGAGAUCACCAAGGGCCUCAACCUACCUACCUCCAUCACCAGCGCUGCCUUCACCCUCCGCACGCAAUACAUGAAGUACCUGUAUCCCUACGAAUGUGAGAAGCGGGCGCUCAGCUCUCCCGGGGAGCUCCAAGCUGCCAUCGACAGCAACCGCCGGGAGGGACGGAGGCAGACUUUUGGCACGACGCUCUUCAACUACUCACCAGCUGGCACCCCCACCCUGCUGGGCUCCCCCAAAAUGCAUCUGCCAGCUCUUAGCAUCUCCGCGCACAGCUGCAACCAGCUCAGCCAAGUGCACACUGUUAAGAAAGAGGACGGCGUGCUGGCAGCAGCAGUGCCGGGACGCAUCGCAAUCCCAGUGGGACUGGCCGGCCACCACCUCGCAGCCGCCCAAGCAGCAGCAGCCUCGCAAGCAGCGGUGCUGGAGCAGCUGCGGGAGAAGCUGGAGACGGGAGAGCCCCCAGAGAAGAAAGUGGCCCUGACGGUGGAGGAGCAGCAGCGGCUGGUGCAACAUGCACUGCAGCACAACCUCCUGGCUGUGGCCUCCCAGUUCCCCAUGAACGUCAAGAUCUCCAACCGAGAUGACAGACAGGAGACUGCAUUGAACCUGUCCACCAACGGCAUUAGCAGUAUCAACAUGUCAAUAGAAAUAAAUGGAGUUGUCUACACAGGCGUCCUGUUCGCCCGCCGGCCCCCAGCCCCGCCAGCAACCAGUGGAGGGAGCACCCAGAGCCGGCCGAACCCCAUGCCUGCCCCAAACCCGCUGCACCCAGCCCCCUCGCACAGCCACACUCCUGCCAGCUCCUCGCCAUAGGGGAUAUGCCCCCCCACCCUGAAAGCAGUUGGGGAUCCCCAGGGUCUGGGGUGCUGAGGGGUGGGACCCAGCUGAGCUACCAAGGUGGGAUGGGGGGCCCGAAGGUGCCUCUUGCUGCAACGCUGAGCUGUGUCCAUGCAAGGCUGUGAGCAUCCACGUGGCCCCUUCUGUCCCUUACCCCGAUGUGUGAGACCCCUUCCCCAUGUGUACCCUCCGACACGUGCACCGACCUUCCCAGGUACUGCCCCCAGGUGACACACACCCUGUACAGCUCCUGAUGGCCCCGCAUGCUGCAUCCCCUACACACUGCAGCCCUUAUACACACCACAAAGCAUACCCUGUGGCCCCUAUACCCACCUCAGUGCAUGCACUGCAGCCCUUACACAUACCUCAAUGCUCACACUGCAUCCUCCAUGUAGAAUCACGGACUCGGAGUGGUUUGGGUUGGAAGGGACCGUAAAGCUCAUCCAGUUCCAAAUCCCCUGCCAUGGGCAGGGACACCUCCCACUGACCGGGUUGCUCAAAGCCCCAUCCAGCCUGGCCUUGAACACUUCCAGGGAUGGGGCAUCCACAGCUUCUCUGGGCAACCUGUGCCACCCUCACAGUAAAGAAUUUCUUCUAAUAUCUAAUCUAAAUCUCCCCUCUUUCAGCUUAAAACCAUUACCCCUCGUACUAUCGUUACACUCCCUGAUAUAGAGUCCCUCCCCAUCUCUCCUGUAGGCCCUCUUCAGGGACUGGAAGGGGCUGUAAGGUCUCCCUGGAGCCUUCUCUUCUCCAGGCUGAACAACCCCAGCUCUCUAGUCUGUCCUCAUAGCAGAGGUGCUCCAGCCCCCUGAUCAUCUUCGUGGCCCUCCUCUGGACUCGCUCCAACAAGUCCAUUCCCUUCUUAUGUUGGGGACUCCAAGGCUGGAUGCAGUACUCCAGGUGAGGUCUCCUGAGAGCGGAGCAGAGGGGCAGAAUCACCUUCCUCGCCCUGCUGGCCACACUGCUUUUGAUGCAGCCCAGGAUGUGGUUGGGUUUCUGGGCUGUGAGUGCACAUUGCUGGGUCAUGUUGAGUUUCUUACCUAUCAACACCCCCAAGUCCUUUUCCUCGGGGCUGCUCUCAAUCUAUUCUCCGCCCAGCCUAUAUUUGUGCUUGGGAUUGCCCUGACCCAGGGGCAGGACCUUGCACUUGGCCGUGUUGAACUUCAUGAGGUUUGCACAGGCCCACGUCUAAGCCUGUCCAGGUCACUCUGGAUGCCAUCCCUUCCCUCCAGCGUGUCGACUGCUCCACACAGCUUGAUGUUGUCAGCAGACUUGCUGAGGGUGCACUCAAUCCCACUCUCCAUGUUGCCAACAGACGUCAAACAAUGCUGGUCCCAGUACUGACCCCUGAGGAGCACCAGUUGCUCCACAUAGUGCCACACUCGAUGCACAUACUGCAUUUCUGACAUACUGUCUCCCCUAUACACAUCUCUAUGCAUACUGCAUCCCUUAUACACACUCUCGAUGCAUGUGCUGCAUCCCCUACACACUGCAUCCCCCUGUACAUACCCUUGGUGCCCGCAUUAUAUCCCCUGUGCACACCCUUAGUGCAAACACUGCAGUUCCUAUACACUGCACCCCCUACCCACUGCAGACCCCCCAACACAGUCCUCCCAUGCUGCUUGGGCUCACUGCCCCCACCCUGAGACACCCCCAGGGUCCUGGGAGACCCCUGGCCCCCCCAGGGUGGUGGCAUCUCAGCCCCCCAGGUCCUCAGUUCAGGGGGGUUACCCUGGUGGGCAGAUACUGGGGAGACUGGUGGGACUGGUGGGGGUGAGAUAUGAUGGGUUAUUAG